CUUUGAUCUAUUCUGUAGCUCACUUCACUGUGCACGAUGCUCCUACUGACACAAGUUUACUCACUGAAACGUGACAUGGUUAAAUAUUUGUUCGGUCUUUAGGAGUGAUCAUCAAAAACAAACACACCCAACCGGGGUAAGUUGGCACGCGUAAAUUUCGGGCAAAUCACAGACGAAUUGAUAACGUUCGUUCGACGAAAGAUAGUAAAACGGUUAAUAUUCAAAAGUGUGAAAAUUUGUUUUCCCGUUUUAAAUUAUGUCUAUUAAAUAACUGAGAACAGUUUUACAAAUUCCAUUUCAGCAAAUGUUUAGUUACGGAUGUAGCAGCUAACGCAUUAUGUGUUUGUUUCUGUCUCAAACUUAAAGAAAGCUUACAUCAAGUCGCCAUAAUGGAUAAAAUAAAUGGAUUACGUGACAUCGUGAAGAAGAAAUAUGAAAAGAAAUGUUGUAUAAAAGUAGCUAUUGGAGUUGCCAGUGUUAUUGUCUUACUUAUAAUAAUUAUCGUAGCCGUCCAAGUAUCAUCUGAUAGCCCAGCUGAUGAAGUCGUGCCUAAUAAAAAUAAUGCCAUAGAGAGAACAUCGUCACCACCAACAAUAGUGGAAGUGGAUAUACCAAAUCAAUUUUUACUACGGAUGGGAUCAAAAGAUAACCCAACGUUCCAUGAAAUAUUAGCUGUAGAAGACACUAACCAAAUUUACUUAAUGCAGAUAGAUGAACAAUAUAAAACUGUGUAUGUGGUUGUUAACUUUAAACAGAAAGCGAAUGUUUAUAUUGGUAUGAGAAAGGAAAACGUGGAUGGUAUUCUGAAAGAAACAACUAUGUUGUUUUGUCAUGAGUCUAGAUUUGGCAGUGAUUUUACGGGCACCUUCCUCGAAUCAAGUGCUUUAACGAGUGGAGAACAUACUGUUCCUGGUAAUGGACGAACAACAACUUUAAAUGUUGAUGAUGUUGGAAAUGUGUUCACUGUGCCACCAACCAUAACUUCAGUUUUAAAUGGAUCAUGUAGUGAUAUUCCUAGUGACACUAUGUUGAAAUGGAAAGACAAAUCUUCAAAUUGUGAAUCAUCGUCGUCUAGUGUAGAUAUAAAUAAUUCUUCAACAUGUUCAUUAUCAUGUCCAAAAUGUGAAGAUUUAGCACAGACCGAAAAACAGAGUUGUAGAAAAUUUCAUCAGUGUAAUUAUGAUAUGGGAAAUUGUGAUCCCUAUUGGAAAACGCAAAACAGUUAUAACAGUCAACCAUAUUGUAUAUGUCGAAAAACUUUAUAUACCGAUAUGAGAGGUAUCAGUUGUGCUAAUGAUGGUACUGAUUGUGAAGUCAACAGAAGAGGAAUAGUGGACUUUGAAAAUAUCAACCCCUGUUUUUGUCGUUAUAGAAUACCCAUAAUACAUCCAUUUUUACCAUCACUUGACUCUAAAAAUAUUUUAUUUACUAUCCAAUCGGUUAUUGUGACAGCGCCGGCGCAAACGUUCGGAGAAUGUGACCUUUAAAUUUGACAUCAGUUAUUUCAGUACGGUACAUGACAAAACCAUAUAUUAUUAUUCUUUAUAUAUAUUAUAUGUAUUAUAUACGUGUCUGUAUUUUAUUGUGUAUUUAUUUUGAUAUGAUAUAAAUAUAUAACCAUAAUAAAA
This is a messenger RNA of Patella vulgata (common limpet), 1628 nucleotides long. RefSeq lists its product as uncharacterized. Bases 390 to 1487 code for a protein of 365 amino acids. NCBI's taxonomy places the organism in Eukaryota, Metazoa, Mollusca, Gastropoda, Patellidae. The record is from RefSeq and is a predicted model, not a curated record. The transcript has 6 exons.